Messenger RNA from Sinocyclocheilus anshuiensis, 1649 nucleotides. Its product is annotated as probable serpin E3. The coding region runs from base 200 to 1435 and encodes 411 amino acids. Gene Ontology annotation, molecular function: serine-type endopeptidase inhibitor activity. The transcript has 10 exons. Lineage: Eukaryota; Metazoa; Chordata; Actinopteri; Cypriniformes; Cyprinidae. Gene Ontology annotation, biological process: negative regulation of endopeptidase activity. The record is from RefSeq and is a predicted model, not a curated record.
AGGUCUCAUGAUCGACAACUCUAUCAAUCAGUUGUCCUGGCGUGGAGGAUCAGGGAGAACGCACGUCCUCCUGGAGUGACAGUGAUAGUGGAGCUGAACAUCAGGAGCAGCUGACACUCACCCAAUCCAGAGGACGAGCCGGCAGAAGAAAGUAUGACUUACAGGUUUGGAAUGAUAUGAGGAUUUUGACCUGUUGAUCAUGCAUCAGCUGUCUGUGACUUGCCUGUUGCUCUGUCUGUGGCUGCUGGAGCGCUGCCAUGGCAACAGCCACAAUGAUCUACACACACAGUUUGGCAUCAGCCUCUACCAAACACUCACAGAGACGGAGAACAACUCCAACCUGAUCGUGUCCCCAGCCAGCGUCUCGUUGAGUCUGGGUCUUCUGCAGCUCGGUGCCAGGGGAAACACUCUAGCACAACUUGAGGAAGCUCUGGGAUAUGAUGUGAAUGAUGCUCGAGUGCAGGACAUUCUGUCUCGGCCACAAGGAGACCUGGGUAAUUCCAGUGACGGGGUGCGGCUUCAGCUUGCCAAUGCCUUAUUUGUCCAGAGUGGUGUGAAACUCCUGCCAGAAUUUACCCAGCAUGCCUUGGGAUGGGGUAACAGUAGUCUACUGAGUGUAAACUUCAGUAAUCCAAACCACACUCAUAGUCGGCUACAGCAAUGGACACGUUCCCAGAGUAAAGCUGAUGACCAUCUCCAGACAAAAGAGGAGCAGCUUCAGUCCAGUGAGUCCCAGGAAGAGGCCUCCAGACAAGACAGUUUACUGCACAUGGCUCUUCUGAGCACGGUGGUGUGUCACGGUGCCUGGCAGAAACAAUUUCUCUUCACUGACACCCAGAACCUGCCCUUCAGCCUCUCAGACGGCAGCACAGUCAAAGUCCCGAUGAUGUACCAGUCAACCGAAGUCAAUAUUGGGCAUUUCCGCCUGCCGUCCGAGCAGGAGUACACUGUGCUGGAGCUUCUGUACUUGGAUCGCUCACUCAGGCUACUGGUGGCCUUACCUAGUGACCGGAAAACACCUCUGGCCCAGCUGGAAAAGCAGCUCACGGCCCGUGCUGUGGGACUGUGGGAUACUGGAUUAAGACGCACUAAGAUGGAUAUAUUUCUGCCCAGGUUUAAGAUGCAGAGCAGGUUCAAUCUGAAGCCUGUUUUACAGUCUCUCGGUAUCUCUGAUGUCUUCAGUCCCUCAGCUGCUGAUUUUAGAGGCAUCUCAGAUGGAGAAGGGCUCUUUGUAUCAGAGGCUUUCCAUGAGGCAAGAAUAGAAGUGACAGAGGAAGGGACAAAAGCAGCUUCAGCUACAGCAAUGGUGCUAUUGAAAAGAUCCCGAUCAGCGGUUUUCAAAGCAGAUCGACCAUUUCUCUUUAUCUUACGGCAGAUCAGUACAGGGUCAUUGCUGUUUAUAGGUCGAGUUCUGAAUCCAGCCGAGAUGUCUUGAGAUGAUACAUGCAAUCACAACUGCUUCAAAUGACAAACACACACAGGAGACUUGUGUUAAUAUACAUUUGUAUGAUUUUGCCAACUCAACACACCCCUCCUCCCUCAUGGGUGGGGGGUCAGAGGGAUAUCUGAGGACCGUUAGGAGGGUCCUCUGACACUUCAGGAAGAGGGACAAGACUUUUGUACAUAUCUGUAAAUAAAAUUUUAUUACA